AUGGCUGCCGCUUUUGAGCUGGCAGGCUCGGUCGGUAACGUCAGCAUGUGUUGUAGUGUUCGGUUUGCCAUGGUUAAGUGAAGUCGUUGUGAAGGGAAACGGAAAGAAAUGCUACUCCUUGCUCUCGUGACGCACUUUCUCAACAGUGUGGAUGCAAUUUACAGGUGUUUGGACGAUUUGUUGUUCUAUUUUUAGAUCCAUCGGAAAAUCAUGGAAUUUCUUUUUACACAGAAGGGAUUUGUAAAUCUUAGCGUAUAAUAGAAGCAUACCUACUGGCAUGGUAAUGAAAUUAGUUUUGAUGCACUUGAAUUUAUUGAGUAUUGAGCCUCCGAUGCAAUUAUUAUUAUUAUUGCCGUUAAUACAAAGAGGGAGUUAAUCGCAGGUAUUUAAUGCAACAUUGAUUCUAUAAUUUUUUGUCUAAUCUUCUAAACAUUUAUAAAUUUUGAUCAAAAGUAGUUUGUAAACAGUUUGCUUUAUGUAGUCUAUCAGUUCGUUUGGAAAUAAUUAGGCAAUCAAUGAUAUGUUGAAAACGUAUUUUUGCAGAUUAUUAUCUGUAAAUACUGCACUACCAGCAUUGUCUAAUAGAACAGACGAGAUAUGUGAGAAGCAUUGCAUUUUACGAGACUGUGAAAUAUCUAAACGAUAA
This is a messenger RNA of Heterotrigona itama, 646 nucleotides long. NCBI's taxonomy places the organism in Eukaryota, Metazoa, Arthropoda, Insecta, Hymenoptera, Apidae. The record is from the annotation of a GenBank genome assembly.